Molecule: messenger RNA, 6092 nt
Organism: Paramormyrops kingsleyae
Lineage: Eukaryota; Metazoa; Chordata; Actinopteri; Osteoglossiformes; Mormyridae
Source: RefSeq, a predicted model, not a curated record
AUGUGACGUCACCCGGUUCCACGGCUAAUUUGGUCCGUCGGGUAAAACUGAUAAGAAGCUAAACGGUUCCUAGACAGAUAUAAACAAAAUAUAAACUGCUUUCUGAAGUACUUGUUAUUUUGAUAAAGUACCAAAACGUAAAGAGUAGCACCUUUAAACAUCCACGCUUGUCUUUUGCUACGUACCUGUCUAAGAAACCCUACACGUAAAAAUACCCUGUGAAGGAUUAUUUACUUCGCUGGGCACCUCCCUGGAAAAGAAAAGAAAUGGCGGCCAAGUUCUGCUUUACUAAUGCUAAUGAAGCCGGAUCAUCAGAGGGGAGCGGCAUGUGCGAGUGGUUUUGACCGACUUGGGAGUCCGUGUGAAACAAGCACUUUUUCCAGAUGUUCGCCGGUGCCGGAAGCGCAGCUUUGGAAUUCAGGCAUGGAUGCCUCGGAGCCGGUUUUGAAUCCCAGUAUCUGCGCUGAAAGUCAAGUGAACGGCGACGGAGAAAAGGGAGGAAUGGAACCAGAGCAGCCUGAGAAGGAAGAUGAGCCCCAGCAAAGGUCUAAAAGGGGCAGUGAAGUGCAGCCAAUGGAUCAGGCAGCUCACAUGAACAAGUCCAAGGACCGCUGCUUUAAAAGUCAUGUAGCCGAGGGCACGGAGCACCUCUACCGCACCCACAUGUGCCCUGAGUGCCGCCGCUGCUUCAAAAAGCGCACACACCUCCUGGAGCACCUGCACCUACACUUCCCCGACCCUGGCCUGCAGUGUCCCACCUGUCGGCACCACUUCACCAGCAAGAGCAAGCUGCGCAUCCACUUGUUGCGGGAGUCUGGCCAGAAGCCCCACCGCUGCCACCUGUGCACAUACAGUGCCGUUGAGCGCAAUUCCCUGCACCGCCACUUGGCCAGCGUCCAUGGCGGGGAGGGCGGGGCAGCCCCUUCGGACGUCUACCCUUGCCCCACCUGCGGAGAGGUCUUUCUGCAGAGUCAGGCCCUCAAGGCCCACAUGAAAGCACACAGGGCCCUGCCAGCGGGCCGGCAGCCCCUGGCCUGUUUCCAGGAGGGCUGCCCCUUCCGUGGUGCUGACAGGAGGGCGCUGCAGAGGCACGUGCGGGAGACACACGGUGUGGAGGCAGUGGAGUGCCGGUAUCAUACCUGUGGCGCCUUCUUUGGCAGCCGGGAGGACAUGGAGGCUCAUCGGCGCACCCACCUGGCUUUUCACUGCCCGCAUUGCAACUUCUCCAGUUCCAACAAAAGCAGCUUCCAGCGGCACAAGAGGCAGGGCCAUGCUGGGCCAGCAGAGCUGCGCUGUGCCUUCUGCCCCUUCACCACCUUUAACCCCGUGGAGUUCAGCGAACACAUGGGACGCCUACACGCCAAUGAGAAAACGCACCGCUGCCCUCAGUGUGAGUUUGUCACAGCGCACAAGCGCGUGCUGGGGAGGCACAUGCUGCUGCACACCGGCGAGAAGCCCCACAAGUGUAAGCUGUGUGACUUCCGGUGCCGGGAUGAGACCUACUUGUCAAAGCACAUGCUGACCCACUCCAGUGACAAGAACCACAUGUGCUCCGAGUGUGGCUACGUAACCAAGUGGAAGCACUACCUGAAUGUGCACAUGCGCAAGCAUGCUGGUGACCUCAGGUACCAGUGUGACCAGUGUCCAUACCGCUGCCACCGCUCUGACCAGCUGAGCAGCCACAAGCUCAGGCACCAGGACAAGUCACUGAUCUGUGAGGUAUGCGCCUUCUCCUGCAAGCGCAAGUACGAGCUGCGCCGGCACAUGCAGCUGAAGCAUGGCGGUGGGGAGCAGCAGGUACCACUCUUCCAGUGCAGGUACUGCCCAUACAGCACGCGCUACCGGCAGGCACUGCACAACCACGAGAACUGCAGGCACACGCGGCACCGUGAGUUCCGCUGCGCGCUCUGCCCCUAUGUCACCUUCAGCAGCACUAGCCUCUUCUUGCAUAAGAGGAAGGUGCACGGCUACAUGCCCGGGGACAAGGCAUGGCUGGAGAACUACGCUAAGAAGGAACGUGAGCAAGGCGGCACCACCAGGGGCUUCCCGGAGAAAUGGGACAGGGUUAUGGCGGGGGACCAGCAGGUGCCCUCUGAGGCAGGGGAAGCUCCCAGCCAAUUGGAGGGUAGCUUGCAGAUCAUGGGUGGGAGUGGUGAAAACGAAAUGACCGCAGAUGCCACUACGUUCAUGGAUCAGGAAUCUGAAACGGGCACAGAGGGAGCUGACUCGGAAAACAGGGUUGGCACUAACAUCAGCAGUUGUCAGGUGGCUGCCACUGAUGGCAACGAUGGAGAAUGUUGCCUGUUGGUUUUGACCUCCAUAGUUCAACCUGAAAGCAUGCCUGACACCUGCAUGCCGGGAGAUGUUGAGAGCAGGGGGCUAUCAAGUUUGGAGAUGCAGCUUGAUCUUAAAGCAUUUCCAGAUGCAGGGGGGAGUCCCAUGUGUCUUUCCCAAAGACAGAGUGAAGAUGACCAAGAGGGGGCGCUGGUAGGGGACAGCGAAGGCCAGAGUAAUAGAGAGAAGUCAUCGAUCCCCAAAGCCAAUGCAUCUGACCACAUGGAUGGUGCCGGAGUGGACUCUUCCUGCUCCGAGUCCCACCUCACGGUCCAGCGGAGGCAGGACAAGGAGCAGGCAGACGCCCUGGUGCUGGAGGGCCAUGUGCAGAUGCUGGUGAUGGAGGCCAAAGCCCGGGUGCACCAGUGUGACUUCUGUGCCUUUGCCACAUACACAGAAGCCGCCCUGGCACAGCACCGCCGUGUGUCCUGCAGAGCCAGGAGGACAGUGCUGAGGUGCAAGGACUGUGGAGCGAUCUACAAACAGCAGCGUGGCCUGGACACCCACCGGCUCAGGAAGUGUCCUGUGCUCCUAAAGAUGGGCAGGAGAUUCCCUGUCCCGGCAGGACUCAGACAGCCAGAGGUUUCUGACCAACUGUCCCAGGAUCAAAGGAAAGUGGAUCAUAUUGUAACUGGGGCAAAGGACAGAGGAAUGGGGCCACUUUCUGAAGAAGCGGUCACUGAGGCGUCAGAGGGACCCGAGAGACGAGGCAUGGAGAGCAGCAUAGCAGACAUCCACAUAGACACCCCGGAACACGAGAGAGACUCUAACAUGGGCGAGACACAUGCAGCAGGCAAACAGGAUAUGGAUCUUGGGGAGACAGACUCUGUACCUCUCCCCUCAGGGACAGUGGAAGGGCAGGGAUAUAGUAAGGCUCCUUCUCAAACUAGGAGCUCUGCGGAGAAUGAGGAUGGAGUGUUAGGAGAGGGGAGCACUGAGGAGCAGGAUAGCAGGAAGAUAAUGGAGAGGAUGGGCCUCCGCUUCUUCUGCCCCAGUUGCCCGUUUGCAUGCCAUCAGGAGCGAGCGCUCAACACUCACCGCCGGCGAGGCUGCCUUAAGCCCGGUGAUAUCCAGUGCCAGAGCUGCUCCUUUGUGGCCAGAUCACGUGAAUCCCUGGAGCGUCACAUAAUGGUCCAUCCAGGUCAGCGGCUCUCCUCAGCACCGCAGUGCCGGAAGGCCUUGCUCCAGUGCAAACUAUGCCCAUUCACGUGCAAGCAGGCACGCUGUAUGACGCAGCAUGUGUCCCUGAAGCACGAGGGCAUGCGCCCCCACUGCUGCCGCUUCUGUGCCUUCAGCACCACGCGCCGUUACCGCUUGGAUGCCCACGAGUCAUUGCACACAGGUGUUGGUCGCCUGGCCUGUCGGCUCUGCAACCACACCUUUGGCACUGCCUCCAAACUGCAGCUGCACCAGCAGCGUGUUCAUGACCGGCAGCCCACCCACUUUUGCACGCUCUGUGACUACGGUGGCUACAGCUCCAACGAUGUGGCCCGCCACAACCUCAGCUGCCACACGGGGGAGCUAAAGUACGCCUGUGACCUCUGUGCCGCCCGCUUCAGCUCCAAUGCAGCCCUUAAGCAGCACUGCCGUCGCCAACACCGGGAUCCCGGCAACCAGCCUUGCCCUCGAUGUGACUUCAUGGGCCGCAGCCAGGCCACCCUUGUGGCCCACCUGCGGCAGCAACACCCGCGGCUGGAGUGCACCCCCUGUGGCACCGAGUUCCUGAGCCGCGAGGCCCUGGAGGAGCACCGCAGAACCCACCUGACCCAGCGCUGCCCAGCAUGCCCCUUCGCAGCACGUGGGAGGCAGCUGCUCGCGCAGCACCUGCUGGACGAACAUGAGGACGGCUUCCCAGAGGACAAACCGCUGAAGUGUGCUGCAUGUGACUUCACCUGCCGUCACCAGUUGGUGUUUGAGCAGCAUGUACGCUCGCAUGGCGGCACCCGCCUGUACCGCUGCACCAACUGCCAGUACUCCACCCGCAACCGCCAGAAGAUCACCUGGCACAUCCGCAUCCACACGGGUGAGAAGCCAUAUCGCUGUGAGCACUGUGGCUACACCUGCGCUGACCCCUCUCGGCUCAAGUACCACAUGCGGAUUCACCAGGAUGAGCGCAAGUACUUAUGUCCAGAUUGUGGCUAUAAGUGCAAGUGGGUGAACCAGCUGAAAUAUCACAUGACCAAGCACACAGGUGCCAAGCCAUACGCGUGCGAAGAGUGUGAGUACCGCACAAAUCGGGCAGAUGCCCUACGUGUGCACCGCGAGACUCGCCAUCGCGACAUCCGCGCCUUCAUCUGUGAGAAGUGUGGCAAGGGCUUCAAGACACGCUUCCUGCUGCGCACGCACCUACGCCGCCACAGCAACACCCGGCCCUAUGUGUGCCGUCUCUGCCGCCGUGCAUUUCGCUGGCCUGCGGGACUCCGGCACCACUUCCUCACACACUUGGAGUGCCAGCCCUUCUUCUGCCGCCACUGCUCCUACCGGGCCCGCCAGCGAUUCCAGGUGGUCAAGCAUCUCCGCCGGCACCACCCCGAGCAGCCCUCAGAGCAGGGUGUGGGCCAGGACCCAGGGCCACACUCUGUGUCACUGCAUGAGGCCCGGCUGGGCGAGGAGGAACAGGAAGGCGGGUCAGGGGAGAAACGGGAACAGGAGGGUGGGCCAAGGGAGGAACAAGAGCAGGAGGAUGUGUUGAUGGAGGAAUGGGAACAGGAGGGCAGACCUAGGGAGGAAUGGGAACAGGAGAAGAAUGAGCUGAGGGAGGAACAGGAACAGAAUGGUGAGUCGAGGGAGGAACAGGAGCCAGAAGAUUGGCAGAGAUCAGAGCAGGAGUAGACCUCGGACUCAUGAGUGCCCCCAGCUCUCGCCCUGAACUCUAGCAGUCUCACACAGGUAACAAGAGUGAGCUACAGAGUGGCACCUCUGUGUGGUAGCCUUAAUCUUAACGCUGUGAGGUUUAUCACACGGCUGCAAUAUUGUUAAGAUACAAAUUUUUGUGUCUUAAAAUAUUGUAUCAUAUUAUUUGUAUCUUGUGAUUCUUUGCCUUGAACCAUGCGACACUGUAAGUGUGUGACCAACACUGUGUAGCCAAAACCAAACUUCAUGAGUGGGUCUGUGUGUUGUAUGUGAUACCUCCCCUGCAAGUUCCUCACUCUGUUUCGUGUGUUCACUCUGAGGCCAUUGACGAGCUUUGCCCCAGCAGUAAACCUGGGCCUAUCAGGCAAAUGACAGUCAGCAGCUGCAGCGUGGGGCUGGUGUCAGAGAAACUGGAAAACUGAUAGUUCUUCUGAAAUUUACAUUUAUUUAGCAGACACUGUUGUCCAAAGCAAUGUAUAAGCGAGGCAGGAAGUACAAGUAAACCAGCUCAUUGGCUAAUUAUUAGUUCUAACAUCAGGUGGCAUUUAGAUGGCACUGCAGGCGCACAGCUCUUUGAUCUGUGUAAUGUUAGCAAACAGGGAGGUUUGGACACAAAGGCUUUUUCCUUCUACAUCAACCUUAAUUUUGCUUCCUGUCCUGUUGUCUUCUGGUUUAAAUUCACUAUCCAUUCACUAUCCAUUUACACUACACUGUGGAAGGAGGUCGCACUGGUAUUUUCUUUUUAAGCACUUUGGACUAGACAUGUUUAGAAAAGGCACUGUAUAAAAAUAAACUGAAUUUGUGAAUACUAAAAAAACCUGUGGCACAAAGUACAUAUGUUCAGAAUCAAGAUUAUGUGUAUUAAUAUUACUUAUAUAAAUCUAUAAACGUAAUUAAGAAACAGA